Molecule: messenger RNA, 1182 nt
Organism: Ostrinia nubilalis (European corn borer)
Lineage: Eukaryota; Metazoa; Arthropoda; Insecta; Lepidoptera; Crambidae
Product: protein stoned-B-like
Exons: 10
Coding region: 124-1182 (352 amino acids)
Source: RefSeq, a predicted model, not a curated record
UGUGGUAAAAUCGCCAAAAUGUCUAAUGUUAUUUUGUAAAUUAUUGUAUGUUCAUUAUUUUCGAUUUAUUUUAGUUUGUAUUGAUUAUUGUUAAAAUAACGCAAUUUGAUAAAAAAAAUAACCAUGGCGGAUGAGACCGCUGUCUUGCUGAACAUCAGCGAUAUGAUCGAUCUGGCGAUCGGCACUCCUGAGGUCGGUGUGGUGGACUUCAACAUGCUGCAAACGGUCCUGCACUGCCUCGCCCAGCAACUACGAGUCCUGGGCAAGAAUGUGGAGUUGAGAGGCAGCGUGGCUGCUCUGCCUAUGGGCAGGGAGAACGUUCAGACUAUAGCGAUCAGCGAGUUCUUGGUCGACACUGACGAUAAGGCUUCAGGUAUUGUGGCGAAAAACGAGAUAACUGUUCCUCAAAGUCCGCGGCCCAGUGAACCUGAGACGAUCUUAGUUGUGGAAAGAGUGAAGAAAACAGAUUCGCCAACCACCAUACGAGGAAGCCCUGCUCGGGACAGAUCCCCGCCCCCACCACCCACUGCCCCCUCAUCAGUCGCACCACGACCCUCCCGCGGCCUCACGUCGUCAGAGAAACUGUCCCUGGUCACUCUGAGCAAGUUCAACCUAUUGGAGAACACCGUGGAAGACCUCAAGAGUCGAGUGUAUGGAAGCAUGCCUAAGAAUGAGGAGAUACUACAAGAAGUCAGAUCACAGACCAACUUGAAGGCGAUAACGGAUAUGUGGACGUCCCUGAACGUGUCGUCUCGACUGGAGGCGGCAGAGGAAGGCAUAAGCAAGCUUAGCUCGCUCGUGCAGGACCUAAUAUCGGAGACCUCUGGACUACAGGACGCAUUGAAACGACGCGCAUCAAAAGCGCCGGUAGCAGCACCACCUCCAGCACCGGCGCCGGCGCCCGCACCGGCUCCGGCGGCCCCUGCAGCGCCGGCGCCCGCUCCCGCCGCCCCCGCCGGACCGCCGCCCGCCUCCAAAGAAGAGCUUGGGGCCAUACAGAAACACAUCGAGAACAUGCGCAGGGAUCUGGACGAGUUGACUAACAACUUCUAUAAGACGCUUGAGGAGGUGCAAGCAGGGUUUGCUCCCGCCGCCCCCGCCGGACCGCCGCCCGCCUCCAAAGAGGAGCUCGGGGCCAUACAGAAACACAUCGAGAACAUGGCAGGGAUCUGGACGAGUUGA